Molecule: messenger RNA, 480 nt
Organism: Nelumbo nucifera (sacred lotus)
Lineage: Eukaryota; Viridiplantae; Streptophyta; Magnoliopsida; Proteales; Nelumbonaceae
Source: RefSeq, a predicted model, not a curated record
AUGAGACAGCUUAGGAAUUUGGUGUGUAGCAUGCAAGAUGGCUCUCAUGGCUUCCAAGGUGUCUACUGCCUUGCUCAUUCUCCUCAACCUUCUCUUCUUCUCUUGUGUGUCAUCAUUCAGUUUCCUCCUCAGACCAUCUCUAAUACUCCUCUGUUUCCAUCCAUCCCCAACAAUCCAACCUCUCUGCAAGCUCCCCUGCUGGCUCCAUUCAUCCCUAAUGAGCCUGUGAAUUGCCCACGAAACAUGCUUAAAAUGGGUGUAUGUGCCAACCUACUAGGGAUGCCAAUAGUCAUUGGUACUCCUCCUAAGGGUCCAUGUUGUGCUUUCUUGGGUGGUCUUGCUAAUUUUGAAGUUGCAAUGUGUCUGUGUACAGCUCUCAAGGCCAAUAUCUUGGGCAUCAACCUUAAUAUCCCCCAAGCUCUCAGUUUGAUAGUGAAUGCAUGUGGAAAGAAGGUCCCAGAUGGAUUUCAGUGUGCCUAG